AUGUCAAGUGGAAGGAAAGGCCGAGGUCGCAAAAAGACUGAGAUGAAAAAGAUGAGCAAUGAAAGCCACUUGCAAGUGACUUUCUCAAAGCGUCGUAGUGGACUCUUUAAGAAAGCUAGUGAACUUUGCACCCUUUGUGGUGUAGAUAUUGCUCUUGUUGUAUUUUCGCCUAGUGAAAAGGUAUUUUCUUUUGGUCAUCCCGAUAUUUACACGGUCAUAGAUCGGUAUCUUUCUCACAUUUCACCUCAAAACAACGACACAAUGCAAUUUAUUGAGACUCGUCGUUGUGCCAACGUGCGCGAGCUUAACGCUCAACUAACUCAAAUCAACAACACACUGGAUGUCGAGAAGAAGCUUUGUGAUGAACUAAGUCGUAUUCACAAGGCGGUCGAGGCUCAGUUUUGGUGGGCUUGUCCAUUUGAUGGAAUGAAUAUGGCUCAACUUGAAUUAUUAAAGAAAGCUUUUGAGCAACUUAAGAUUCUUGUUGUUGAACAUGCUGACAAGGUUAUAACUCAAGGUGCUCCUAGUCAAACUCUUCCAGCUUUUGUCGGCAAUGAUUCAUCUUCUAACAUUUAUUUUCAUCAUCAUCCAAAUCCUCAACAACCUCAAAUGUUUCAACCAGAACAUUUUCAAAAUCCUAUGUUACAACCUCAUUUGUUUGAUGGAUCGAUGAUGACUCACAAUGACUUCAUCAAUAUGGUUCUAUAAUAUAUGCAAUAGAAUAAAUAAUUGUCAGAGUUUGAGGGAAUAAAUAAGAAUUAAUCUUUUAG
This is a messenger RNA of Lathyrus oleraceus (garden pea), 770 nucleotides long. RefSeq names its product agamous-like MADS-box protein AGL62. Bases 1 to 708 code for a protein of 235 amino acids. The transcript has a single exon. The record is from RefSeq and is a predicted model, not a curated record. Gene Ontology annotation, molecular function: DNA-binding transcription factor activity, RNA polymerase II-specific; RNA polymerase II cis-regulatory region sequence-specific DNA binding; protein dimerization activity. Gene Ontology annotation, biological process: positive regulation of transcription by RNA polymerase II. Lineage: Eukaryota; Viridiplantae; Streptophyta; Magnoliopsida; Fabales; Fabaceae.